GUCAGGCACACGCUGAUGGUCAGUGGCAGCUGCCGAGAAGGCACACUGCUACGCUGCGCGUUGCUGCUAUAAGUGAUUGCCGGAGGCCUGCAGGUGAACAUUUCCCUCUCCCACGACGCACGCACUGAACACUUCAACCGAAAUUGGCGUGAUCACCGGCCGACAGAUCCCCCUCGUCGACCGCGACUCUCCUUAUGCGAUCUCCUUGAAAUAAUGAGAUAUUGUGCUACCGCUCACACCACAGACAAUGUCUUCGCCUCACGCCGUUUCGACAGCCUCCCGACCUGACCGCGUCGACUCGCCGCUCGCCCUCCGACACAUCUCCUUCCACUUCGACAGCUCCGAGUCAGAGAAGAGUGCCCUGGCACUCAUCGAGCAAUAUGACCCGAAAUGGAAGACCGAGGAGGGACCAGUGGAAUUCGUGCGCUUCACAGACGGCAUCACAAACACGCUCAUGAAGGCAAUCAAGCGGCGGCCAUGCAUGACGGAGCUUGAGAUUGACCGCAACGCCAUAUUGAUGCGAGCAUAUGGCGAGGGCACAGAUGUUAUCAUAGACCGUGAAAGAGAGCUUCGAGCACAUAACCUCCUGGCAAAUCUCGGCCUCGCGCCUCCUUUGCUCGCACGCUUUGACAAUGGUCUGAUGUAUGCAUUCAUCCCUGGUCAUGUCUGCUCGCACCUGGACCUCGCAAAGCCAGAGAUCUCGCGUCAAGUAGCCAAAAUGCUUGGUCAGUGGCAUUCUCUGCCCAUUGGUGCUAUCACUUCUACACCCAUCCUCGAUCGCGAGCCCGAAGCCCAAGAGCACCUUGCGCCUGUCAAUGGCAACAGCACACGCCCGUUUCCAAACACGUGGGCGACCAUGCGCCAAUGGAUCGACGUCUUGCCCAAAAGCACCGAAGAGGAGAGAGAGCGCAUAAAAAUGAUUGAAACAGAACUUCAAUGGCUAGAGCCAAAGCUCGGCAGUACCAGUUUUGACGGCCGAGAAUUCGUGUUCGCACACCACGAUCUACUUUGCGGCAACGUGAUUGUCGAUAUUCACUCCGACGCCAAAGAGAAGCCAGUCAGCUUCAUCGACUACGAAUAUGCGACUCCCGGUCCUGCGGCUUUCGAUAUUGCAAACCAUUUCGCAGAGUGGGCAGGUUACGAUUGCGACCAUGCCUGCGUACCCAACAAAUCCCAGAGGCGCGAAUUUAUCCAGCACUAUGUUGCUUCAUACCGAUACCACUCGAUCCCUGAAGGCGAUGCGACGAUCGAGAUUGACUUCCAAAAAGACAUCGAUACUCUUAUGGUGCAGGUCGACUUAUUCCGCGGCUUGCCUGGAUUUUAUUGGGGCAUCUGGGCAUUGAUCCAAGCAGACAUCAGCCAAAUCGACUUCGACUACGUGAAAUACGCAGAAGGCCGCUUCAAAGAAUAUUGGUCAUGGAAAGAAGAAGUUACGGGCGAGCGCAAAAAAGCUGGAAGGGAACAAUACGUGCGAGAAAAGAAGUGGCAAUCAUCUUGAAGGAAGUAAUGGUUUGUAAUGUUCAAUCUGGAGAAUCUUGAACAUGCAAGAAAGUCGGCAGAUGUUCAACCACAAUGCCGCAGAGAACUUGAUAUUGCGCAUGAGUCGUUUUUGGGGACUUAGCGGGAUAGGCAGGCGCUGGCUGGCUUUGGAAGGAAAGUGUGCGAACUGCAUAGCGCGGGAAGUUCUUCUCCCGCGAUGACUCUUGGGUCUUUGCAGGAGGGAAGGAGAGCAAAAAUCUCAUAAAGGAGCACGCGGCUCACAGGACGGGGAUUCGGUCACGGACGUGGUGGCACCGGUAUCGAGGCGAAGUUUAGUCCGGGACACGCAGGAUAGAACACAUCGCACAGCGGUAUCUGCGCCAAAAAGACGUGUUGUCAAAUGCUCACAUGCGUCCCUUCUGUCACUUGCAAGUCAAGAAGGAAGAAA
This is a messenger RNA of Cercospora beticola, 1927 nucleotides long. RefSeq lists its product as uncharacterized. Gene Ontology annotation, cellular component: cytoplasm. The record is from RefSeq and is a predicted model, not a curated record. Gene Ontology annotation, molecular function: ethanolamine kinase activity. NCBI's taxonomy places the organism in Eukaryota, Fungi, Ascomycota, Dothideomycetes, Mycosphaerellales, Mycosphaerellaceae. Gene Ontology annotation, biological process: phosphatidylethanolamine biosynthetic process.